AUAAUAGCUUUUUUGGCUAUUUCCUUCAAAACAUCAUUUAAUAGGAUGCCAAGUAUGAGGACUUAAUACCCAGUUUUUUGUCAACCUGUGGUGCAGUAAUCAAGAGUACCAAAAAUUAUAUUUUAACUCUUAUAUUUUUUUAAAGAGUUCUUAGUUCUGCAGGGUUUAAAAUAAAAUGUUAUGAAAACACCAUGCAAAAUGUUACAGAUACUUUUUUAAAGUGCAUGAUUGACAACUAUAUUUUUUUGUCCUUCAUAUUCAAUAGAGCUGAGGAAUUAUUCUGAAAGGCUUUUUGUUUAGUCACAAGUUUUGCAAAGGAAUAAGUAAUAACAUGCCCAUAUUGUAUAAGAAAAUUGAUAUUACAUGGACUUUGAUUUGCUAUUGGAGCUUACCUCAGAAAACCUCAGAAUUUAAAGGGAAUAAUGAAAUCACACACUGGCAGCAGUUGGUAUGAGCACGAACAUUUAACUGGCUUCAAACUUUUCCUUUUCCUGAAAAUGUAGAAGUAAUACUUGUGUUAUUAGGAUGGAUGUUGGUGUUUUUUGCAGACAGCUUUUAGAACUCCAUAGCAAGUGUACUUUGGAGACUGUAGGAACAUAUGCUAUCCUAUGAAAAUCAGUGUUCAGAACUAUGCAUACUGAACUCUGUACCAAGGAUACAUAGUGUGUAAAACCGAAACUGGACUUCAUGUCAUGUUUUGUUUAAAUUUAGCCUAAUCUGCCUUUGAGAAGAUUAAGAGGCUUAAGUCAUUUUAAUGACUUAAUGCUUACGUACAUCUUUUUAACUACUUCACUGAAACAUCUUAAAUCUUUCAGCUUGAUUAAAGUUUUGCUUUUCCAUCUCCUGGCUGCAGUAUCUGGCCAUAGCUUAAACGUUUUGUAUUCAAACACUCAGAACUUGGUAACCUUACCUGCUGAUGGUAAACAUUCCAAACACUGUUGCCUUUAAUUCCUUCAAAAUUUAUACUUAUGCUUAAUAGCUGUACCUACUGAGUAGAGUAAAAUUUACAAUCUUAUGUCUCUGAGAGCUUUUUUUUAAAGAAGGCAAGUUUGGCAUCACCGAUUUGAAAAGGUGACAUCUGACCUUCAUGUAUUUUUGAUUUUUAUUCCACCUUCCACAGUUUUCUUUGUUACACCGUUUCUUGAUCUGUUUUAGCUGAUUUCUUUAAUCGCUUCUGUAUGGGUUUUCUGUUUCCUCACCAAAAACAUGAAUGAGAAAUUGAAAGAACUCCUAGAUUUUUUACAUACAAUCAAAAGCAUCCAACAGAAGGGAGUAGAGAAUAAAAACUAGAAGAAAAUGGAACUGAAAUGAACAGAUACUAAGCCAGUGGUAAUUACAGGGUGAGUGAGUUGUGGUAUACUUAAUAAGCAGUUCAGAUUGAAAAUUUAUGCCAAGUAAGGAGCUAUAAGAGCAUUUGUAAUGCAAAUUUAUGAUCACUAAGUUAUAGUUCCUAAGAUACCACACAUACUUCAAAUUACUUGCUUUAGGAAUUUUCAAUUACAGAGCUCAGGCAGACAUAUCAGGAAAAAAAUAUUAAUCACUGGAAGAUUUGCUUUGCCUUAGCCAGACCAUUGUCACUGAGGUACAUCAACAUGCUCUUCUGAUCUCCUGGGUUGGAAGCCAAGAGGAGCUUCUGCUGACCUGCCCUUGGAGCACACUUCACUGCACUUCUAGAUGAUAUUAACUGUGUUUCUGAGCAACAAUGAACAGAUUCUGACAGAAGUUCCAAUUACACCGGAAACAACCUGUCGCGAUGUAGUGGAGUUCUGCAAAGAGCCUGGAGAAGGAAGCUGCCAUCUGGCUGAAGUAUGGCGUGGAAAUGAGCGCCCCAUACCCUUUGAUCACAUGAUGUAUGACCACCUACAGAAGUGGGGGCCCCGCAGGGAAGAGGUGAAAUUUUUUCUUCGUCAUGAAGAGUCACCAGCUGAAAGCAAUGAACAGAGUGGACGUCAAGCCCAAAAUCAAAGAAAUGGUAUAAAUAUACCAGUGGAGAAACGAACAGAGAAUGGGGUUGGGAAUCCACGUGUUGAGCUCACUCUUUCUGAACUGCAAGAUAUGGCUGCCCGACAACAGCAACAGAUUGAAAAUCAACAGCAAAUGUUGGUUGCUAAGGAGCAACGUUUGCGUUACCUGAAGCAGCAAGAACGUCGCCAGCAGCAAUCUGUUUCUGAGAGUGAAAAGCUCCAAAAACUUAAAGAACGUGUUGAAACCCAAGAGACAAAGCUGAAAAAAAUCCGUGCCAUGAGAGGACAAGUGGACUAUAGCAAGAUGAUGAAUGGCAAUUUGUCAACUGAAAUUGAGCAUAUAAGUGCCAUGUUCCAGGAAAAGCAGCAGGAACUGCAGGCUGCAGUGUUAAAAGUGGAUCAACUCACUCAGCAACUGGAGGAUUUAAGGAAAGGGAAACUGAAUGGGUUUCAGUCUUACAAUGGACAAAUGACAGGGCCUGCAGCAGUAGAAUUAAAAAAGUUGUAUCAAGAGCUACAGAUCCGUAACCGGCUUAACCAGGAGCAGAACUCCAAGCUCCAGCAGCAGAAAGAACUCCUGAACAAACGCAAUAUGGAGGUGGCCAUGAUGGACAAGAGAAUCAACGAGCUGCGUGAACGACUGUACAAGAAAAAAGUUGAGGCACGUCAAAAAGAAAACAUUCCUUUGAAUCGAAUUAAUGGAACUUCAUCACCCCAGUCAUCCCUGAGUGCUUCAGGAAGGGUGGCAGCAGUAGGACCUUACAUCCAAGUUCCAAGUGCUGGCACUUAUGCUGUACCAGUAGAUCCAGUUAAGCCACAGUCUCUCACCAUUGCUCCCAACUCAACGCACGGAAGAUCAAAAUCUGAGACAGACUGUGGGUGUGUGAAAAAAUCUCCAGACACCUGGAAGGUUUCUGAUUUAGACAUAAUAGUGGAUCCUAUUCUGUCACCUCCCACUUCUCUUCAGUCUGCUGUUCACAAUGUCAUCCGCCUGGCACCUACUCUGUUUGACACCCAGCACUCUAAUGAUGGAAAUUGGCCGAUACUCAAACAGAGCUCAGCCCCUGUGGUGAAACCCCCUCAGAUCUCCAACACAGACUGGAAAGAAUCAAGCAUGGAUACUGCUUUAAAACAAGGAACUAUAUCCAGCCAGCCUUUGCCAACUUCAGUAUUAGGAAGUACUGAUAAGCUGGGUCUUGACCUGGGGAAGGUGCCACCAACAGUUCCUGGUGUAAGCAAGCAGCUGCCUCAGAACUAUGGGACCUAUCCAAGCCCAGUUCCUUUAGGAACAGGUUCUACAAACUCUCUAGAAAGAAGGAAGGAUGGCAGCCUGCCCAGACCUGGCACCAGUAUAGCAAAUCGGCAGAGGCCGGUUCCGCUCCCGCCGCCCAGCAACGUGCACCAGCCCAGCUCCUCUCAGCAGAUCCAGCAGAGAAUUUCUGUCCCUCCCAGCCCCACGUAUCAACCCUCUGGUCCCCCCUUGUUCCCAGGAGGAGAGGGCAGGCCAGAACUGCCUUUGACUGUGGCAAUCAGACCUUUUCUCGCUGAUAAAGGAUCCAGACCUCAGUCUCCCAGAAAAGGGCCACAGACAGUGAACUCCAGUUCCAUCUACUCAGUGUAUCUUCAGCAAGCAACACCACCAAAGAAUUACCAACAAGCUGUGUACAAUACUUUAAAUAAGUCAGUAAAAGCAGUUUAUGGAAAGCCUGUAUUACAGUCUGGUUCAACCUCUCCCUCACCCUUGCCAUUCCUUCAUGGCUCUUUGCCUGCCCAGUCUCCCUCACAGCCACAAUCUCAGCCUCAGAAUGAGGUCACUGAAAAAGAUCAAGAGCUGGAAAAUGCUCCACCACCCAGUGAAAACAGCAAUGUGGAAAACAUUCCCCGUCCUCUCAGUCCUACUAAGCUCACCCCUAUUGUGCACUCGCCCCUACGGUAUCAGAGUGAUGCUGACCUCGAGGCUCUGAGGAGAAAAUUGGCCAAUGCUCCGAGGCCGUUAAAGAAACGCAGCUCCAUCACCGAGCCAGAGGGCCCGAGUGGACCAAAUAUACAAAAAUUAUUGUACCAGCGCUUUAAUACCCUGGCUGGAGGGAUAGAAAGUGCUCCUUUUUAUCAGCCAAGCAAUCCACAGGACUUCAUAGGCAACUUAGCUGACGUUGAUAAUGGGAACGCCAGCACCAAUGGCAAUAUUGAAGAACCAAUCCCCGUGCAACCUACGGUUCCUGUCCCUGAUGAACCACCCCCUUCGUCUGAUGCCAAUGACAAUGAGUUACCUUCUCCUGCUACUGAAGAGUUGAUAAGCACUGAAACCACAAAUCAAACACCUGAGACAACUGAAGACAACAACAACAACCUUUCUAUAGUUCCUUCUACUGAGCAGUCACCCAGUCCCUCACCAGAGGUCAGUUCUCCAGUAGAAGAAGAAGCUCCUUUGCCACCUGCUCUUCCUCCUCCACUUCCUCCAACAAAACGUACCAACUUGAAGAAACCCAACUCAGAAAGAACAGGUCAUGGUUUGAGAGUGAAGUUCAAUCCCUUGGCUCUCCUCCUAGAUGCUUCUUUGGAGGGUGAAUUUGAUCUGGUACAACGAAUCAUAUAUGAGGUUGAUGAUCCCAGUAAACCAAAUGAUGAAGGCAUUACACCUUUGCAUAAUGCAGUGUGUGCUGGUCAUCAUCACAUUGUGAAGUUCCUACUUGAUUUUGGUGUAAAUGUAAAUGCAGCAGAUAGUGAUGGCUGGACACCCUUGCAUUGUGCAGCUUCUUGCAAUAGUGUUCAUCUCUGUAAACUACUGGUUGAAUCUGGGGCAGCUAUUUUUGCUUCAACUAUAAGUGAUAUAGAAACUGCUGCAGACAAGUGUGAGGAGAUGGAAGAAGGUUAUAUUCAGUGUUCCCAGUUUUUGUAUGGAGUGCAGGAGAAGCUGGGAGUGAUGAAUAAAGGGGUGGUGUAUGCUCUGUGGGAUUAUGAAGCCCAGAACAAUGACGAGCUGUCAUUCCACGAGGGCGAUGCCAUCACUAUCCUGAGGCGCAAGGAUGACAAUGAAACGGAGUGGUGGUGGGCCCGCCUCAAUGACAAGGAAGGCUAUGUGCCUAAAAACCUCCUCGGGUUAUAUCCACGAAUAAAACCUCGACAGCGAACCCUUGCUUGAAUUCAGUUGUACGACAGUGCAGUACCAUGCUGGCAACUGGAAACUUAGAACAUAACACUGGAGCCAUCAUUUUUUGGUCAUUUCACACAGAGAAAUAAAACUAUGAUAUUUAGUUUUAAUGGUGCUUUCUCUUGUUAAAUGGACAGCAUCCACGAUUUCCAAGAUCUGCAGUUUGUAAACGAGGAUUGUUUGUGUGACCAGCACUGAGGAGGAGAGCGAGACCUCCGCUACUGCCAGUGCUGUGCCAGCUCUCGUCUAACGCGGUGUUUGAGUCAGAGUUCCGUGGUAGGAGCUUCCUUGUGUUCCGUGUUCAGAGGUGUCAUUUGCAGAGUGCAGAUGCACUGUCCAGUUUGCUCCAACCCCCCACAGCAACUGUCCCAUGUCGGGAUUUUGGAUAUUUCUGUUCCAUACCAGUGAAUGUUGAGUUCUCAUUACAGAUCAACUCUUUGGGUUCUAGGACACAUCUUCACCUGUUACAUGCAUAAUUAAGUAGUUACCAAAGCUUGGUGAAGGCUAGGAUUUUAGGUGGCAAGACGGUAAACACUUAAAUCCUAGUCUGGACAACCCCAACAAAAGCUUUACCUAGUCUAGCAACUUGCAGUAUUUGCAUUUAGAAUCAAGCUAGAGAACUAACAAAAACCAACAGUAUUUGUACACUUCUCAAAGUCCCUACGCAAUAUUUCACUUGGUGUUUUAUUUUCUUAUUAUUCAGCCUACAGCACCGGUGUUACCUCUACGAAUGUAAAGGUUCCCCUACUAACCCCCCGAGCUCGUCCAGCCUGGACACAACAGUUAGUACUGAAGUUGCAGCAGCUUAAGGGAUUUGUAUGUCUGCAGGGAUGAAAGUGCAAUAGUUGAAAAGGGUAAGAGUCUGGUAAGGAUUAUACUGUGUCACCCGAAGUCUGCCUGAGUCAGUCUAGAAGAAAAUAUGAAGGACUGGAUAGAUGUAGAGAAAGAGGGUCGUGUAGAUGACAAGUCGAGGAGAAGAAAGAAACAAGGUUUAGAGAAGGAUUUAAGAAAGGCAAUAGCUUAUUUGAGGACAGUUUCUGUGGUUCUUGGCAGCCUAAAACUGCUGCCAAGGCAAGUUAUGCAAUAACCUGUUCCACUACAUUGUAGUUUCAAGCAAAAAAGAAAAACCCCACAAACAGGCACUUCACUGGAAUUUUAAUUGUACAUGAUUUUAUAUACCAAAAGUAUAUUUUGAAUUUCCCAUUAUAAGUUUUAGCCAUAUUUCUUGUAAUUUUCUCCCAUUUAACAGUAUGCAAUUUGAUUAACUCUUCAUGUACAAGUUCUGUGUAUAAUUUAUAUAUCCAUUUCUGCAGUGCUGUAACUUGCUUUUACCACAGGUCAGCAUUAACUGUAUAUAUUGUGGUGAAAAGUGAAAGGGUAUUAUUGUUGAAGAGUUUGCUACAUGAAUGUGAUGAUUUCAAGAGCCUAUGAUACACUAAUUCAGAGAACAUGUAAAUGUGCACAAUAAAGUACUGCUAAGGCA
This is a messenger RNA of Serinus canaria (Common canary), 6598 nucleotides long. It is a transcript of the gene PPP1R13B, whose product is annotated as protein phosphatase 1 regulatory subunit 13B. The transcript is spliced from 18 exons. The record is from RefSeq and is a predicted model, not a curated record. Gene Ontology annotation, molecular function: p53 binding; transcription factor binding. Lineage: Eukaryota; Metazoa; Chordata; Aves; Passeriformes; Fringillidae. The coding region runs from base 1675 to 5106 and encodes 1143 amino acids. Gene Ontology annotation, biological process: apoptotic process; negative regulation of cell cycle; regulation of apoptotic process. Gene Ontology annotation, cellular component: nucleus.